Messenger RNA from Aspergillus ochraceoroseus IBT 24754, 608 nucleotides. RefSeq lists its product as uncharacterized. The transcript has a single exon. The record is from RefSeq and is a predicted model, not a curated record. The coding region runs from base 314 to 511 and encodes 65 amino acids. NCBI's taxonomy places the organism in Eukaryota, Fungi, Ascomycota, Eurotiomycetes, Eurotiales, Aspergillaceae.
GUACUAUCAAGCAACCCAAUCAGCCUUUCCAUGCCUAUCAGUUUGACCCCUUCUCUUCGGAGUUGGACAACUCACCCGAGCGCAUCAAGCAGAGCCUCUUGCUGCCUCUCCGUACUUUACGAUACCCGACUAGCUGAUAUAUUGCUGUAAUGGGAUGCUGUAAUUCGGAAGGAACUCCUGACGAGAAUCGGGAAGGAAGAGAUUGUCGCCAUAAACCCCCUUACUUCACGGAUUUUCUGCUGGAAUCGGUCCUCCUGGAAGCAUUUUAUUCUUAUAAAUAGUGACAUUUAGAAGGGACAGACAAGCAUUUUGGAUGUCAGGUUUCAGUGUCAGACGGCCGUGGAGUUUCCGAUCGCUGUCAUCAUCCUCUCCACCAACCCAGCCGCAUCCCCCAGUCUGUCGACGACAAGAUGCAGCCGCUCACUACCUGACGCGAACAAAAUUGCAGGCCUUCCUCGCGCAAAGGUUCCCCCGCCAUCCUAGACUAGAUUUUCACAUCAGGGUGAGAUAAUAUUUGCAGGCCCCGCUGCUGAAGCUGCCUUGCUGACCUUUGCUCCCGGCCACAGCUGUACGAAGAUGUAUGGUCCUUCGAUGCUCCCGAAGAAGUC